AUGGAAGAGUUACGAAAACUCGAGAAAGUGCAGAGGAUUCUGGAAUUUAUGGAAUCGCGAGGGGUUUCAAACUCCAAUCACCACUCUAACCGCUUCCUCGCCAAUUUCAUUAUCUUCAUGAUCCAACCCUGCGAAGACCUUUCCAUCCAAGACAAGUGCUGCAUGCUUUCGCAGUUUAUUCCCUCUCUCUCAUCUACAUUCCUCGAGGACGCGUAUCAACACCACCUUGUCACCACCACCAAUGAACAAAAUUCUGGUUUUCAACAAAGUCUUGUUGGAAAUGAUUUGCUUAGUUGUAAUCAGACGCAAGAGUACAGUUUAUGGCAAAGUUAUAAGGAAAACACGGCCAUGGUUGGGCUGGACUCCAUGCAAAUGGCAAAUUCUACUCUUGAGGAUUUUUGCAGAUCUUAUUUUAUGUUUCAUGGAUUGGAUGUAAGCAAGCCAGAAUCAAUCUUCAAAUACUUACCUAUUCUUUCAUUCACAGAGAGCUAUAUUUAUCAGCUAGAUAAAAUGAAUGAGAAAUUGCUACAAACACCCACCAAUGGAAAGUCUGUAUUUGGUGCAAAAGAUAAGAGAGAAACCAACUUAUUGGCUUCUUGCUUCUCAAAUGACCCGGCUAGCCCACUUGUGACUAUUCUUGAACACAAAGGCCUUUUGACAGAAAGGAUAAGAGAAGAACUUAGACAGGGAGAAGAGUACUGGGCUCUCGAAAGAAAGCUUUGUUCUGCGCUAAUAAACAAAGAGGAGAUUCUUGUUGAGGAUGUGAUGAAGGCUAUUCAUUUAAAAUCUUUUGAUUACCGAGUGCUAAAUCUUCUUCUCUAUGAACUGCAAGGGACUAAGGUGGAGGAAUUGCAUAUGGAGUUUCUCUCAAUUUCGGAGUUCCUAGUGGAAGUUUCUGAUGACUUGUAUGAUUAUGAGGAUGAUGUUUUAGAGAACAAUUUCAAUAUUUUGCGCAUGUUUAUCGGAAUAUAUGGACCUUCAGCUGCUCCUGCUAUAUUGGCGAAGCACAUUAGUGAGGCUGAAGAUAAGUAUGAAAGUUUAUUAAAAUCACUUGAUCCACAUCUCUCUCUGAGCUACCAGAAAAGAUGUGCAGAAGCCACUAAAGAAGGUAAUCCUUCCAAUUCUAAUGUUUUCACCAAGUGUCCUAGUCCUCACGAUGAAACGAGGAUCCAGCAUAACAUGAUGAGUUCAAAUUGA
This is a messenger RNA of Sphenostylis stenocarpa, 1197 nucleotides long. NCBI's taxonomy places the organism in Eukaryota, Viridiplantae, Streptophyta, Magnoliopsida, Fabales, Fabaceae. The record is from the annotation of a GenBank genome assembly.